AAAACCGUUCCUAUUUCCCGGUUUUGCGUUUCUGAUAGAAAACGAUUCCCAGAGGGAGUGGGAAACGUUUUCAACCUUGGGUUGAGGAAACCCAACCCUCGGGUUAAGCGAAGACUUUUUAUUUUUAUUUUUCUCUCUUCUCUUCGAUGUCUCACUCUUAAAAGGCGUUUCCCUUGGUGUCAAUCUUGCCCCGUUCUUUACUCGUCUUCCAUCUCUUGUGAAUUUGCGUGGAAAGCAACCGAGAUUUUUCAAAAUUUGGGAGUUUUUUCUUUGAUAGGAAGCUAAUUGAUAAGAAAAGAGGAAUCUUUGAUCAAGCAUCAUGCCGUGGGCUCCGUCAUUUUCAAACUAUUACAGCAGCAUCAGGAAGUGCGUUCGCUUGGUCGUUUUCUUUCGUGUUAUCCUGUGAAUUGGUUUGGAUUUCCAUUGUAUUGAGGGGAUUCCUCCUUCACUGUGUUUUGGGGUUUACUUGGUUUGGGAAAAGUGAGGAUGUACAUUGCUGUCAAUCUGAAGAGACACAGAACUGUGGAAAGGGUAGGAGAAAUCAUAAUGAAUGUUAGAAUCAUAGCCUAUUACCAGUUGAUGCAAGUUUGUCAGGCUGAGUACUUCCGUCAGUUGCUCAAGCCUGUUACGUAGUUUGAAUCAAAGUUAGACGUUACAACCACCUGCCUUUGCGUUUUGCUCAUUGAUCAUCAGAAGAUAAAUUGGCUGUGGUAGAAAGGAAAUAAGGAAGAUGGUCACAACUUGGGGUAGAGUUUGAAUUGUGGAAUUCCCAAAGGCAGCACAGAGUUUGAACUUUGAACUGGGAGAUUGGCUUGGGUUUUAUGAUAAAGAGUGUUUGCCUUUGCAGUACUGACAUAUUGUCCCCAGUUUGACUGCACUUGUAGUAAUUGAAACUCUCAUUUUUGUUCGGGUUCUAUGCAGAGUGACCCAAGGUUCCUUACUGGUAACUCCUCCCCCACUGAUCCGUAUGAAGUGGGUGGUUACACCCAUUUGGGUGAUCAUGGUACUUAUGGUACCUAUGUCGCACCUCCCUUUAGCCCUGCUGUUCCAGGGAGGAUGCAUGAUUUUCCUGGUCCAAUGAUGAAUGGAUUUGAGUUCCAACCACUGGAAACCUGCCCCAAGAACUUCAUUAUCUUUGACCAAUCCGACAACAAAGGCCGGGUAAUGUUCCACCCUGCAUUGGCCCAGAAGUUCAGUUAUCCAAGCUUCGAUAUCCACCCCACCCUUGCUCACAAUCAUGGUCAGAACCUGGAGAAGGUCAAUGAAAUCCGAGGCAAACUCUCCUCUUCUCUAAAAGAAGAUACUGAAGAAAUCGAUGCAUUACUGAGCUCAGAAGAGGAGGAGGAGGAGGAGGAAGAGGAGGAUGAAGAUGAAGAAGAUGAUGUGAUCAGCACCGGCCGAACACCAAGCAACUGGGGAUACAAUUCACACUACUCUUCAUCCUCUACGGAGGGCUCAAAGUCUCGAAAGGCAAAGUCCUCAUCAUCUGCUCACAAUUCAUUCUCUAGCAGUGCAAGCAGCAGUGAUAGGAAGAGGGAGCGAAUGCGAAAGAUGGUUAAGGCUCUCCGUGGCAUCAUACCCGGCGGUGACCAUCUCGACACUCCUGCAGUUCUCGACGAAGCUGUCAGGUACCUGAAAUCUCUAAAGAUGGAAGCCAAGAAGCUCGGGAUACAGAAUCUCGAGGAAUAAACAUAAGGUACCAAAGCGAAUUCAUCGUACUAGCCAUUAUUUCCUGCAUUAUGAUAACUUAGGAUGUCUGCUCUUUGCAUUGACUAUGAUUCCAUGCUCCAUGAUUAGAGCAUGGGAGGAUGUUGAGUGUGUUUCCUAUUAAAGAUUAGAACUAGACUCAAAACAUCAACAACAACAACAGCAGCAGCAUGAUAAUCAGUGAGUGUUCUUGCUUUUGCUUUGCUGUUGUUGGUGGUGGGCCUUGAUGUCUGGUAUGUUAAGUUUUGUGGUUUCUGUUGUAUGUUUGAUGCUAUGAUUCUGUCAAAAUUUUCUUUUGUGAAGUUGGACAUAUAAUCACCACUUAUGUAUCUUUUAUGGCCAUUCUAAUAUAAAAUCAGAAACUCUUGUUAUGUU
This is a messenger RNA of Dioscorea cayenensis subsp. rotundata (Guinea yam), 2082 nucleotides long. Its product is annotated as transcription factor bHLH144-like. The coding region runs from base 916 to 1689 and encodes 257 amino acids. The record is from RefSeq and is a predicted model, not a curated record. NCBI's taxonomy places the organism in Eukaryota, Viridiplantae, Streptophyta, Magnoliopsida, Dioscoreales, Dioscoreaceae. Gene Ontology annotation, molecular function: protein dimerization activity. The transcript is spliced from 4 exons.